UUGUAUGAACAGCUUGCAUGAACAGCUUGUAUUAACAGCUUGUAUCAACAGCUUGUAUGAACUGCUUAUAUGAACAGCUUGUAUGAUUAACUUGUAUGAUCAGCUUGUAUGAACAGCUUCUAUGAUCAGCUUGUAUCAACAGCUUGUAUCAACAGCUUGUAUCAACAGUUUGUAUGAUUAACUUGUAUGAUCAGCUUCUAUGAACAGCUUGUAUGAACAGCUUGCAUGAACAGCUUGCAUGAUCAGCUUGUAUGAACAGCUUUUAUGAACAGCGUGUAUUGUCAGCUUGUAUCAACAGCUUGUAUGAACAGUUUGUAUGAACAGUUGGUAUGGUCAGCUUGUGUGAACAGCUUGUAUGAACAGCUAGUAUGAACAACUUGUAUGAACAGUUUGUAUGAUCAGUUUGUAUGAACAGAUUGUAUUGUCAGCUUGUAUUAACAGUUUGUAUGAUCAGUUUGUAUGAACAGUUUGUAUGGUCAGCUUGUAUGAACACCUUGUAUGAACAGCUAGUAUGAACAGCUUGUAUGAACAGUUUGUAUGAUCACUUUGUAUGAACAGUUUGUAUGGUCAGCUUGUAUUAACAGCUUGUAUGAACAGCUUGUAUGAAUAGUUUGUAUGAUCAGUUUGUAUGAACAGUUUGUAUGGUCAGGUUGUAUGAACAGCUUGCUUGAACAGUUUGUAUGAACAGUUUGUAUGGUCAGCUUGCAUGAUCAGCUUGAAUGAACAGCUUGUAUGAACAGCUUGUAUGAACAGUUUGUAUUAACAGCUUGUAUGAACAGUUUGUAUGAACAGCUUGUAUGAACAGCUUGUAUGAACUGUUUGUAUGAACAGUUUGUAUGAACUGCUUGUAUGAACAGCUUGUAUGAACAGUUUGCAUGAACUGCUUGUAUGAACAGUUUGUAUGAUUAACUUAUAUGAACAGCUUGUAUGAACAGCUUCUGUGAUCAGCUUGUAUCAAAAGCUUGUAUGAACAGCUUGUAUUAACAGCUUGUAACAACAGCUUGUAUGAACAGCUUUCAUGAACAGCUUGCAUGAUCAGCUUGUAUGAACAGCUUUUAUGAACAGCUUGUAUGGUCAGCUUGUAUCAACAGCUUGUAUGAAUAGUUUGUAUGAACAGCUUGUAUGGUCAGCUUGUAUGAACAGCUUGUAUGAACAGCUUGUAUAAACAGUUUGUAUGAUCAGUUUGUAUGAACAGUUUGUAUGAACAGCUUGUAUGGUCAGCUUGUAUGAAGAGCUUGUACGAACAGCUUGUAUGAACAGCUUGUAUGGUCAGCUUGUAUGAAGAGCUUGUACGAACAGCUUGUAUGAACAGCUUGUAUGGUCAGCUUGUAUGAACAGCUUGUAUGAACAGCUUGUAUAAACAGUUUGUAUGAUCAGUUUGUAUGAACAGUUUGUAUGAACAGCUUGUAUGGUCAGCUUGUAUGAAGAGCUUGUACGAACAGCUUGUAUGAACAGCUUGUAUGGUCAGCUUGUAUGAAGAGCUUGUACGAACAGCUUGUAUGAACAGUUUGUAUGAUCAGCUUGAAGGCCAACGACACGAUGUGUGACAUGAUACGUUCGAAGAUAAGACAAUCGAAGGACCCCAAGAAAGUAGCACCGAAGAAGACGAUAAAGAAGACCCAGAAGAAAAAAACAAGCAAACCAGCAGCAGCAGCAGCAGCCGCUACCACCACCACAGCACCAACCAGCACCAUCACAGCAGCAGCAGCAGCAGACACCGAAACGAAGGGGACAUCCUUUUUAAUACCUGCAACACCUGCAAAAAGACGACCACGGAAGAAAUUGUCUCUGAAGAUCUCUCAUCAAGAACAACUGAUUGACAGGACCCCAGAUAUCAGUUCAACCCAGUCCGUGCUAGAACAGUGGCGGGAACAAACCCCUCGGGAGCCAACCUAUUCAACGAAUGCACCUGUGAUGAUGACGACCGGUGACAGUGAUGAUCAUGAAGCGCUCAAGCUGGCAGCUCUCCCUUCCAUGGAUCUGGACACACUCCCCCUGCUUGAUGCUACUUGGUCACCAGCAUCACCGGAAGAUGUUCAUGUCUUCUCCUCAGGUAUGCCCAUGGUUUGCAACGAUGACAACGUUGACCAGGAUCCUUAUGAAGAAGCUCGACUCACUCCCCUACAACGCGAAUGUAGUGCCUGCCGACACAACAACAUGUUAAGAUACAUAAGCUGCAACAGUGGUCAAGUGAUGUGCCAUGUCUGUUUCAGGGAGGCCCUAGACUGUACUUGUUUUACUGAUGGAUCUGUCACAUGUUCGGGACCUAUUUGGGAAAGUACGAUGGAGGGUCACAUCUUAUGGUGAUCCUCAUCUUCACUCGAAGAGCUUGAAGAUAAUUUGAAUGUAGUGCCUGCCGACACAACAACAACGUGUUAAGAUACAUAAGCUGCAACAGUGGUCAAGUGAUGUGCCAUGUCUGUUUCAGGGAGGCCAUAGACUGUACUUGUUUAACUGAUGGACCUCUCACAUGUUUGGGACCUGUUUGGGACAGUAUGAUGGAGAACCCCAUCUUAUGGUGACCCCAUCUUCACUCGAAGAGCUUGAAGAUAGAAGAGGAAACGUUGUCGCGUUGUUGUUGUAGGGACAUGCAAAGCACUCCCUCCACCAUUGUCUUUUCGUAUUUCCUAUGUAUCUGGUUGCGGUUGUUGUUGUUCAUUAUUAAACAGUGAUUGAUUGAA
This is a messenger RNA of Haliotis rufescens (red abalone), 2681 nucleotides long. RefSeq lists its product as uncharacterized. Bases 1513 to 2307 code for a protein of 264 amino acids. Lineage: Eukaryota; Metazoa; Mollusca; Gastropoda; Lepetellida; Haliotidae. The record is from RefSeq and is a predicted model, not a curated record. The transcript is spliced from 2 exons.